AUGAGCGAAGUCCUUCUUCCGCCAGAGAUACUGCAGGAGCAGCAGGAAAAGUCAAAUCUGCUGGGAAAUUUCUUGGAGAUUUCUGUGAACAGGAUAAUGCUGGCUGUUUUCAGCUUUAUGCUUUUUGCAGCGCUUUUUGUGUUUGCAAACGUUCUUGUGUGCUUUGUGGUUAUCAUAAUAAAGGGAUAA
Nematocida major is the source of this 189-nucleotide messenger RNA. RefSeq lists its product as uncharacterized. Lineage: Eukaryota; Fungi; Microsporidia. The transcript has a single exon. Bases 1 to 189 code for a protein of 62 amino acids. The record is from RefSeq and is a predicted model, not a curated record.